UUAUGCAAUCCAGAUGCCAUGAAGAAAGCUAUCAAAGGAAAUUACAAAGAGACCAUGGAACAUGGUAAUGGUUCUGCUUCAGCAGAUACGGAUGAAAUGAUUGCUGAAAGUAAAACUCCAGAUCCAAACAGCAGCAAAACUACAAGUUUAGAAGAUUCUAAACAGGUGGAGGUGAAAAAUAAAGAAAUAUUAACCAAAAAAAAAAGCGGUUUGGUAAAUGACUCCUCACUGAAAACUCGACAUGUAAAAGAAAAACACAUUGAAAGAAAGGGGAGAACUAAAAAAUCCAACAUUGCUGCCUCACAGAGUUCAGCAGAGACAAGUGAUAGUGAGAGCUCUUACUCAGCGUCUGAGCAAGGGGAGUCUGAAACCAGUUCUGAUUAUGAGUCCAUGAUGCAAAACUGUUACCGCUUAGACCUUUCCUUAGAUGCCUUAAAAGCAUUGGCUGCCAAAAGCACUGGGACACCUGCAGAGGAAUCAGAUGGUGCACAGAGUUCUGGUCUGUCCAGUGCUGAAGAAAAUCCUAAGGGUAAUGUAAAUAAACCUAAACUUUCUAAUUUUCACCCCGCAGUUAAAAACAAUAGCAUCUGUCCUGAAGAUGUGCUGGCCGAUAUUUUAGCAGGGGAGGAGAACGAGGAAAGCUCCAAGGGACAAAAGAAUUCACGUUUGAAGUAUGGGCCCUUCAGGGGAAUGGGGUCCCUUGGUGUAAAAGAGGCAACCAAGGACAGCAGUGGGUUAAAGAAGGGGUCUGGAGGAAGUUUAGGACUGGAAGCUUGUGCGUGUCAUUCUGGGGAGGAGUCAUCUAAAAGACAGCCCAAGAACCUUCCAUUGUGUUCACUUGAAGUCAGCAGUAAAGAGACACAAAACGUGCCUUGUGAGCAGCACGAGGCACUGUCAGGUGCUGCCUCCUUGUCAGAGCAGAGACAUGAGCCUGUUCCCAGGCCACAUUUACAAGGGCAGAAGAAAGAUGGGAAUUCUCUACAAGCCCAGAGUUCAGAGCAUGGAGCUGCCUGUGCCAGCCCUGCUCAGAGUGACAGCGGGAGCAGUGACGGGGACAGUAACGCUGCAGGGGCCCGGAAACACGUGAAACGGCAACAGGAGAGCCCAAAACUGCUUUCCAAAAAAUGGAAGAGGAAUGCAAGCAAUAAAAAUGCAGACUGUGAAGCUAAUGCAUGUGAGAAGGGGAAGGCAAGCCUUCUGGAAGAUAAGGAGCUUUGUCUUCAUGCUGCUGCCUCAAAGGGACCUACAACGAAACAGGUGCAGGACAACCAGAGGAGACUGGCGGCUCUGGAGGAGAGGCCCAGGGAGAGAGAACUGCAGAAGAAACUCAUUCAAGGAGCUCUUUCAAAUGUG
Molecule: messenger RNA, 1353 nt
Organism: Neopelma chrysocephalum (saffron-crested tyrant-manakin)
Lineage: Eukaryota; Metazoa; Chordata; Aves; Passeriformes; Pipridae
Product: nucleolar protein 8-like
Molecular function (GO): RNA binding
Source: RefSeq, a predicted model, not a curated record